This is a messenger RNA of Soboliphyme baturini, 681 nucleotides long. Lineage: Eukaryota; Metazoa; Nematoda; Enoplea; Dioctophymatida; Soboliphymatidae. The record is from the annotation of a GenBank genome assembly.
AUGCAUCUAAUUGACACCCAUUCGCCCGUUUCUGAGAAGAUGGCGCUGAGCCAGCUCAGUCAUGCCGUCAAAGCUGGUGAUGCUGAAGGCAUAGACCAAAUUUUGGUUCGUCUCCAGGGCGACUAUUACAUCGUUCGUGAUGGGAUUUUUCAAGGAUGGACGCCGGUUCACUGCGCAGCCUACCUGGGAUGUCUGUCAGCUUUGACCACAAUUCUGCAAGAAAAGCAAGCGUACGUUCACUUACAGACAGUAAAGAACCGCGAAACUCCUCUUCAUCUUGCUGCUUUGUUGGGAAAUGUUGAUUGCCUAAAUUUGCUUCUUCAUGCGGGAUCGGAUAUUAAAGCCAAAGACGUUAUGGGCGAAACGGCACUCCACAAAGCAGCUCGUUGCGGCAAUGUGGAAUGCUUAAGAAUGUUAAUAGGAUGCGGUAGCGAUCUAAGCGUAGCGAAUGAACGAGGUCAAACACCCGCGGACGUAGCCGAAAGUUGUGGGCAUGUGGAAUGCGGCACCUACUUGCGGCAGGCGCUCACGUUACAAAGAAAAGGCCUUUACCCGCCUUUUGAUCCGAGGGAAAACCACCAAAAUAACGCCUUUUCGGAAUCGUAUACCAGAGAUAAUGACGUCGAUAUGGAUGUCAUACAUGAAGAAGAUAUGAGACCCUUUUGUUCUCGUAUUAGUUGA